Molecule: messenger RNA, 1485 nt
Organism: Knipowitschia caucasica
Lineage: Eukaryota; Metazoa; Chordata; Actinopteri; Gobiiformes; Gobiidae
Source: the annotation of a GenBank genome assembly
AUGUUGCAAAACGGCGAGUUCAUUUAUCUACUUUUCAUCUCAGGAUUCUUUCUCUUAUCACAUGGAUCGUCUGAAUUCCAUCCCAUUAACAUAACUAAGAGCUAUGAAGAUGCCAAAGAAUAUUGCAGAAACAAAUACACAGAUUUGGCUACAAUCCACGACUUGUCUGAGAUGAAUGAUCUGAGGGCUUUGGGUGAUGAGAGUGGCCUGGACAGAGCCUUUAUCGGACUGGAGAUUGCAGAGACCAGAAGGUGGCACUGGGCUGUACCUGCUCACACACUGGAGUACACAAACUGGAGAGAAGGAAGUCCAAAAGACAAAGAGUAUGAUUUAUGUGGAGCCAUAGAUGAAAGUGGGAAGUGGUUCGAAAGCAAUUGUACGACCAAGAGAAGAUUUGUGUGUCACAGUUCUGCAGGGAGUCCUGUCUUGGUCACGAACACCGAGACCUGGCGAAAUGCACAGAGGCACUGCAGGGGCCUCUCCACAGACCUGGUGAGCAUCAGGUCUGCAGAGGACAACGCUAUAGUGGCAAACAUGUCCCAAAACGCCUGGAUCGGCCUCUUCUACGACCCCUGGAGAUGGUCGGACGGAAGCAACUCCUCUUUCCGUAAUUGGGCAAACUCGCAGCCCAACUACCUGGAGGAACAGGACUGUGGCGUGGCAGUUUUCAAAAACGGGAAAUGGAACGAUCUGAAAUGCACGGUCAAAAGACACUUUGUUUGUCAGGGAGCCUAUAAAGAACCGCCCUCAACAAUUGCCACCACAACAGAGGGGGCCACAAAAGUGACGUAUUUGAGCACAAAGUACAACAUCACAUCGAAAAGCACCAUUGUGACUUUUCACUUCACUGUCCAGAAUAACUCCACACACAAUUCAACCAUGGUGACCAACCCAACGACCGAGGAGACAUCAGCCUCCACCUCGGCCUCCACCUCGGCCUCCACCUCGGCCUCCACCUCAGCCUCCACUUCAGUCUCCACCUCAGCCUCCACCUCAGCCUCCACCUCAGCCUCCACCUCAGCCUCCACCUCAGCCUCCACCUCGGCCUCCACCUCGGCCUCCACCUCAGCCUCCACUUCAGUCUCCACCUCCAUGACACUGGCCCCUCACACUUCCACACCAGAGAACCUGGUGUUAGUCCAGCAGAACCUGACCUGGGUGGAAGCUGUCUCCUACUGCAGGACUCACCACUUGGACCUGGUCUACAUCUCCUCCGAGGACGUCCAGAGGAGAGUCUCCGAGAAGCUGGACCUCGCCACCACGCCUCACGUGUGGAUCGGCCUCAAGUACAUCUGCCUGUCAAAGACCUGGUUCUGGAUCAACCCGAGCGGGAGCUGCUACCAGAACUGGGCCCCUGAUCAAGGCUCCGCGGGCAACUACAGCUGCGGGGUGUCAGGGGCCAUUCAGUCCACUGGGGGGCAGCAGUGGGUCGGCCUGCCGCAUACACACAGGCUCAACUUCAUAUGUUACGGCUGUACUGUGUAG